GCCUCCGCGAAAGAACGAAGAAAGGGAGAGCGACCAUAUCCGUACUGUACAUUAGUUGUUAUGUGGACGGUAGGGUUAUGGUUAGGGUUAGCGUCGUUAGCAAUUCCCAAUAAAAUCUACGCGUUUGGGCCUCGUCCCCCUUGCCCAAACUCCGCUACUACCUUUAGAAAGGCCUUUGGUUCCCACGCCAUCAUCUUCCACCACGACGCUCAGGUGAUGGAACGUUCUCUCGUGCUGCUGUUCUCUCUUGUCCUUCCUCCAACGGGGCGCUCUCCUAGUUCGGAAAAGAGUGAGAGCCCAGCUCAAAGGCAAUACCCAUAGAAUAUGUUUAUGAAAGCCGUGUGUGCGUUACGAAAGCUUUCCCAGAUCGCUUAGGGGCGGCAACCAAGAUCAACUCGAGCACCGAAAGCUUUGCGGAUCCUCUGCCCUAACUUGAUUCGUCAGUGCACCUCCUUCCGUGAAGGGAAUUGCUGUCACACCGCUCAUUGCGUGUC
This is a messenger RNA of Fimicolochytrium jonesii, 494 nucleotides long. RefSeq lists its product as uncharacterized. Lineage: Eukaryota; Fungi; Chytridiomycota; Chytridiomycetes; Spizellomycetales; Powellomycetaceae. Bases 61 to 321 code for a protein of 86 amino acids. The record is from RefSeq and is a predicted model, not a curated record. The transcript is spliced from 3 exons.